GGAUCGUAGCGUCGACAAGUGGCUUUUACAAUAAAGACGUUUAUGUUCUUGAUACUCAAAAAUAUGUCUGGAUUGCCAUAAAUAAUACAGCAACUACUACCCAAGGUUCUUCAAAAAGUCAAAAAACUCAAACAAAUAAAGCAGUAAAUCCUUCAAACUCUUCAUCUAAUAAUGGACUAUUUAUUGGAGUUGUUGUUGUAAGUGGGAUUGUAUUAAUUGGAAUGGCAUCUUUUGCUGGACUUUUAUUACUCAAAAGACGGCGUAAGAAUUACAAUAAAUAG
Molecule: messenger RNA, 281 nt
Organism: Dentiscutata heterogama
Lineage: Eukaryota; Fungi; Glomeromycota; Glomeromycetes; Diversisporales; Gigasporaceae
Source: the annotation of a GenBank genome assembly